Messenger RNA from Punctularia strigosozonata HHB-11173 SS5, 831 nucleotides. Its product is annotated as epoxide hydrolase. The record is from RefSeq and is a predicted model, not a curated record. The coding region runs from base 49 to 831 and encodes 260 amino acids. NCBI's taxonomy places the organism in Eukaryota, Fungi, Basidiomycota, Agaricomycetes, Corticiales, Punctulariaceae. The transcript has 9 exons.
CCUGGCUGUCUUUCCAACGUUCCAUCUAUAAUUCGUCAAUUGCGGAGCAUGUCGUAUUUAGGGAUCAAGGCGGUGAUAUUUGACGUCGGAGGCGUAGUGUGCAAGAGUCCUCUGAUUGCCAUAGCUGAAUAUGAACGCCAACACGGUUUGCCAAACAACUAUAUCAAUUGUUCCAUCGUCGCUCGCGGGCGUCAAGGCGCAUGGCAGAAGUUCGAGCGCGGCGAACUGCAGCUGUACGCGUUCUACGACGCGUUCGGGCGCGAGCUUUCCGACUUCGAGAGCGGAAACAGGUGGUACCGCGAGUACUGCGCGAGGAGGCAACUGACUUGUCCCGAGCUACCCCAGUCGCUCAAUAUCGACGGGCGCGAACUCUUCGGACGGAUGAUGCGUGGUUCUCAUGAAUACGACGCCGUUGUCGUCGAAGCCAUCCGGCGCAUACGAGCGAGCGGAAAAUACCGCGUGAUCGCGCUGACGAACAACUACGCCGUCGCCUCGGACGGCAUACCGCAGGACGAGCUGCGUUUCCUCGGCUGGGACGAGGGCCCGACCCCGGCCCGCCUCCGCGCGCUCUUCGACGAUUUUUGCGACUCGAGCGCGCUGGGGAUGCGGAAACCCGAGCCCGAGUUCUACCUCUUGGCAUGCAAGCGGAACGGGAUACGGCCGCAAGAGGCGAUCUUCCUCGACGAUCUCGGCAUUAACCUGAAAGCUGCGAAGGAGCUGGGCAUGGACACCAUCCACGUGCCCAUCGGUGGCUCGCUUCAGGCCAUCAAGAAAUUGGAGUUCAAGCUCGGGGUGGAUCUCACAAGCCCGACACCGUCCUCGAAAUUAUGA